Molecule: messenger RNA, 7679 nt
Organism: Balaenoptera acutorostrata (minke whale)
Lineage: Eukaryota; Metazoa; Chordata; Mammalia; Artiodactyla; Balaenopteridae
Gene: NUP214
Product: nucleoporin 214
Exons: 36
Coding region: 119-6445 (2108 amino acids)
Biological process (GO): protein import into nucleus; RNA export from nucleus
Cellular component (GO): nuclear pore
Molecular function (GO): protein binding; structural constituent of nuclear pore
Source: RefSeq, a predicted model, not a curated record
GUCAUGUCCGCGCGCCGCCAGAGCUGAGGGAAGGAAGUCGGCCUGCGAGCCGUUUGGGCUGCGUCUGCAGGGACGCGGGCAGCUGCGGUAGCUGCUUUGACCAGUUGAGGGCGGCGCGAUGGGAGACGAAAUGGAUGCCGUGAUCCCCGAGCGGGAGAUGAAGGAUUUUCAGUUUAGAGCACUGAAGAAGGUGAGAAUCUUUGACUCCCCUGAGGAGUUGCCCAAGGAACGCUCGAAUCUGCUUGCCGUGUCCAACAAGUAUGGCCUGAUCUUCGCUGGUGGAGCCAGUGGGUUGCAGAUUUUUCCUACUAAAAAUCUUCUUAUUCAGAAUAAACCUGGAGAUGAUCCCAAUAAGAUAGUUGAUAAAGUUCAAAGCUUGCUAGUUCCUAUGAAAUUCCCGAUACAUCACCUGGCCCUGAGCUGUGAUAACCUCACACUUUCCGUGUGCAUGAUGUCCAGUGAAUAUGGUUCCAUUAUUGCUUUUUUUGAUGCUCGCACUUUCUCAAAUGAGGCCAAACAGCAGAAACGCCCGUUUGCAUAUCAUAAGCUCCUGAAAGAUGCAGGAGGCAUGGUGAUCGAUAUGAAGUGGAACCCUACUGUUUCCUCCAUGGUGGCAGUUUGUCUGGCUGAUGGCAGCAUUGCUGUCCUACAAAUCACAGAGACAGUGAAAGUGUGUGCGACUCUUCCUUCCACAGUAGGAGUAACAUCUGUCUGCUGGAGCCCCAAAGGAAAGCAGCUGGCAGUGGGGAAACAGAAUGGAACUGUGGUCCAGUAUCUUCCUACUUUGCAGGAAAAGAAAGUCAUUCCUUGUCCUCCAUUUUAUGAGGCAGAUCAUCCUGUCAGAGUUCUGGAUGUGCUGUGGAUCGGUACAUAUGAAUUCACAAUAGUAUAUGCUGCUGCGGACGGGACCUUGGAAACUGCUCCAGAUGUGGUGAUGGCUCUACUCCCGAAAAAAGAAGAAAAGCACCCAGAAGUGUUUGUGAACUUUAUGGAGCCCUGCUACGGCAGCUGUACAGAGAGGCAGCAUCAUUACUACCUCAGCUACAUUGAAGAAUGGGAUUUAGUGCUGGCAGCAUCUGCGGCUUCAACAGAAGUUAGUAUCCUCGCUCGACAAAGCAGCCAGAGUAAUUGGGAAUCUUGGCUGCUGGAGGAUUCUAGCCGAGCUGAACUGCCUGUGACAGACAAGAGUGAUGAUUCCUUGCCCAUGGGAGUUGCCAUCGAUUACACCAACCAAGUGGAAAUCACCAUCAAUGAUGAGAAGACUCUUCCUCCUGCUCCAGUUCUUAUGUUACUUUCAACAGAUGGUGUGCUUUGUCCAUUUUACAUGAUCAAUCAAAAUCCUGGUGUUAGGUCCCCCCUCAGGACACCAGAGCGGCUCUCAUUGGAAGGAGAGCGACAACCCAAGUCAUCAGGAAGUACUCCUACUACCCCCACCUCCUCUCAGGCCCCACAGAAGCUCGAUGCCACAGCAGCCAUAGCUCCUGCCUCUGUUCUGCCUUCAUCACCGGCUGCUCCCACCUCCACCUUCUCUUUGCCUUCUGCCGUUGGAGCCCCUGCUGUGUUCUCCUUUGGUUCUUCAUCCUUGAAGUCGUCUGGUUCUGUCACUGGGGAGGCCGCUCCGUGUUCCAGUGCCUCUGACAGUUCCAAAGCAGCCUUGGGCCCUGGAGCGUCCUCCUUCUCUUUUGCUCCUCCUCCUCCUCAGGCCUCCCUCGUACUCACCCCUGCGGCCUCUCCCAUGGCACCCUCAGCUGCCUCAUUCUCCUUUGGAUCAUCGGGUUUUAAGCCUACCCUGGAAAGCACGCCAAUGCCAAGCGUGUCUGCUCCAAACACAGGAAUGAAGCCCAGCUUCCCACCAUCAGCCUCUGCAGUCAAGGUCAACCUUAGCGAAAAGUUCACGGCCGCGGCCACCUCUGCUCCUGUUCACAGCUCACAGAGCGCACCCUCAAUGCUGCCAUUCUCCUCGGCCUCCAAGCCAGCAUCCUCUGGACCUCUCAGCCACCCUGCACCUCUCUCGGCAUCAUCCAGUUCCUUGUCAUCCAAGCCCUCAGUCUCUUCCUCAGUAUCGGGGCGAUCUGCUCAGGGUGGUCCAAGUCCAGUGCCGUCGAUGGUACAGAAAUCACCCAGGAUAACCCCUCCAGUGGCCAAGUCCGGCUCUCCCCAGGCAAAAUCACUUCAGCCUCCUGUUACAGAAAAGCAGGGACAUCAGUGGAAAGAGUCAGAUCCUGUGAUGGCUGGAAUCGGGGAGGAGGUCACUCACUUUCAGAAGGAGUUGGAAGAGUUGAAAGCCCGAACUUCCAAAGCCUGUUUCCAAGUGGGCACUUCUGAGGAGAUGAGGAUGCUGAGAACAGAAUCAGAUGACCUGCACACCUUUCUUUUGGAGAUUAAAGAGACCACAGAGUCUCUUCAUGGAGAUAUAAGUACCCUGAAAACAACUUUACUUGAGGGCUUUGCUGGUGUUGAAGAAGCCAGAGAACAAAAUGAGAGAAACCGUGACUCUGGGUAUCUGCACUUGCUCUAUAAGAGGCCGCUGGACCCCAGGAGUGAGGCUCAGCUCCAGGAAAUUCGGCGCCUUCAUCAGUAUGUGAAAUUUGCUGUCCAAGAUGUGAAUGAUGUUCUAGACUUGGAGUGGGAUCGGCAUCUGGAACAAAAGAGAAAACAAAAGCGCCUGCUUGUGCCGGAGCGAGAGACGCUGUUUAACACCCUUGCCAACAACCGGGAAAUCAUCAACCAACAGAGGAAGAGGCUGAAUCACCUGGUGGAUAGUCUCCAGCAGCUCCGUCUUUAUAACCAAACCUCCCAGUGGGGCCUUCCCUUGGAUGUUCCCUCGCAGAGCAGCACUCACAGUUUUGACAGUGACCUCGAAAGCCUGCGCAAUGCUUUGUUGAAAACAACCAUAGACUCUCAAACCAAACCCUUGCCCAAAGUCCCAGCUAAACUGUCCCCCGUGAAACAGGCACAGCUGAGAAACUUCUUGGCCAAGAGGAAGACCCCACCGGUGAGAUCUACUGCUCCAGCCAGCCUGUCUCGGUCAGCUUUCCUGUGUCAGAGGUAUUAUGAAGACUUGGAUGAAGUCAGCUCAACGUCAUCCAUUUCCCAGUCUCUGGAAGGUGAAGACACACGGGCAUCCUGUAAGGAUGACGACGCAGUGGUCCAGGUUCCCCGGCAUGCUCCCGUGGUUCGAACGCCUUCCAUCCAGCCCAGUCUUUUGCCCCAGGCGACUCCUUUUGCUAAAUCUCACCUGAUUCAUGGUUCGCCAGGUGUGAUGGGAACUUCAGUGUCUACACCUGCUAGCAAAAUUAUUCCCCAAGGGGCUGAUAGCACAAUGCUUGCAACAAAAACCGUGAAGCAUGGCGCCCCUGGCCCUUCCCACCCCAUCUCUGCUCCCCAGGCGGCCGCUGCGGCAGCCCUGAGACGGCAGAUGGCCAGUCAGGCGCCAGCUGUCAGUACUUUGACCGAAUCAACUUUGAAGAAUGUCCCUCAAGUGGUAAAUGUGCAGGAAUUGAAGAAUAAUCCUACAGCCCCCUCUGCAGCGAUCGGUUCUUCAGUGCCGUACUCUGCAGCCAAAACACCGCACCCGAUGUUGACCCCAGCGGCUGCUAACCAAGCUAAGCAGGGAUCUCUGAUAAACUCCUUAAAGCCGUCUGGGCCCACACCAGCGUCCAGUCAAUUGUCAUCUGGUGAUAAAGCUUCAGGACCAGUGGCAACCAAGAUAGAGACAGCUGUGACGUCUACCCCAUCUGUUGUUGGGCAGUUCAGCAAGUCUUUCGCAUUUUCUCCUUCAGGGACUGGCUUUAAUUUUGGGAUAAUCACACCAACACCGUCUUCUAAUUUCACUGCCACACAAGGGGCAACACCCCCCGGGAAAGAGUCAAACCAGCUGGACACAUUCUCCUUUGGCGGGACAGGCAAACCUUUUUACGAGGCCGUUCCUGAAAGCUCACCUCCCUCGGGAAUGACGACGUCAAGUAGCACGGGAGCUGCUGGUCCCUCUCCGGGGGAGUCUGCUCCGUCCGGCGGCAGGCCCGUGGCACCUUCUGGAAUUGCUCUUUCCACCCCCUCUGGCAAGCUGGAAGCUCCACCGUCCAAGUUGGGAGAGCUUCUGUUUCCAAGUUCUCUGGCUGGAGAGACUCUAGGAAGUUUUUCAGGACUGCGGGUUGGCCAAGCAGAUGAUUCUACAAAGGGAGCCAGUAAGGCUUCAUCCCCAGGCGGGACUGGUGCUAGUGCACAGCCCACCAAGACUUUGGCCGUCCCCUCCGGGUUUAGUUUCACCGGCCCCGUGGUGCUGGGGAAGCCCGCGGAGCCUCCCGUGACGACCUCUGCGGCCACCACUGCGGUGACCCCGGCGGCGGCGGCCGGCCCCAGCCCCAGCCCCGGCCCCGGCCCCGGCCCCGGCAGUUCCUCGACUGGCGUCUUCGGCAGCCUGCCGCUCACCAGUGCGGGACCCUCCAGCGUAAUCAGUUUUGGGGGGCUAUCUCUAAGCGGUAGCAAGACCAGUUUUCCGUUCGGAGGCCAGCAGACAAGUAGUACAGCGCCGUCCUCUGCCGUUGCCGCUGCCACACCCCUUCCUACGUCCCUUCCCGCCUUGUCGUUCGGCAGCCUCCUGAAUUCAGCGUCUGCUCCCGCCCUGCCCCCGUCCCCCGGCAAAAGCCCAGAGGCAGCCACGUCAUCGGCUGUGCCCGAGAAGCCAGGUGGCAGCGAGGCCUCGGUGUCAGCAGCCUCCCUCCUAGGGCAGCAGCCAUCUACCCAGCUUCCCCAGGCUCCUCCUCAAACGUCUGACUCCGUGAAGAAGGAGCCCGCUCUCGCCCAGCCUGCGGUCAGCAGCCCUGGUACGGCGGCACCCAGUGCCACCGUCCUAGCGCCGACCGCGGAGGCCACUCCGACAGCCACCGGGGCCCCGGACGCCAAGACCGAACCACCGUCCCCGGCCCCCGCCCCGGCCGCGCCUGGGCAGAUCGCCGUCGCAGCACCUGCCGUCCCAGGUGCCGGCCCCGUGGCCCCAGAAACAUCCAGGCCUCCCGCCACCUCCAGCGCUGUUUCCGGUGAUGCUCCAGGCCCAGCCACGGAGCCCGCAGUGUUUGGGGCGGUCACUUCGGGCUCGCCUGUCUUUACUCAGCCGCCGGCCGCCAGCUCUAGCUCGGCUUUCAGCCAGCUCACCAGCCACACAGCCACCGCCCCCUCGGCGACCCCCGUGUUUGGGCAGGUGGCCGCCAGCACCGCCCCGAGCCUGUUCGGGCAGCAGGCGGGCGGCAUUGCCAGCACGGCGGCUGCCGCGCCGCAGGUCAGCGGCUCGGGGUUCGGCAGCCCAGCGUUUGGCACCUCCGCCCCGGCGGUCUUUGGACAGACGAGCUUCGGGCAGGCCCCGGCCUUCGGGCAGCCGACCAGCAGCCCCGCGAGCGGCUUUUCCUUCAGUCAGCCUGGCUUCAGCUCCGUGCCGGCUUUUGGUCAGUCCACGUCCCCCACCCCCGCGUCCACCAGCGGGAAUGUCUUCGGUGCAUCUUCAGGCGCCAGUAGCUCCAGCUCCUUCUCAUUUGGACAGUCUUCUGCCAACACUGGAGGGGGGCUCUUUGGCCAAAGCAGCCCUCCUGCUUUUGGCCAGAGUCCUGGCUUUGGGCAGGGAGGCUCUGUGUUCGGUGGCGCCUCAGCCACCACCACGACGGCAGCAUCCUCUGGGUUUAGCUUUUGUCAAGCGUCAGGUUUUGGGUCUAGUAAUACUGGUUCUUUGUUUGGUCAAGCAGCCAGUACUGGUGGAACAGUCUUUGGCCAGCAGUCGUCCUCUUCCAGUGGCAGCGUGUUUGGGUCUGGAAACACUGGAAGAGGGGGAGGUUUCUUCAGUGGCCUUGGAGGGAAACCCAGCCAAGAUGCAGCCAACAAAAACCCGUUCAGCUCGGCCAGCGGGGGCUUUGGAUCUACGGCCACCCCAAAUACCUCUAACCUUUUUGGAAACAGUGGAGCCAAGACGUUCGGCGGAUUUGCCAGCUCAUCAUUUGGAGACCAGAAACCUGCUGGCACCUUUAGCGCUGGAGGAGGAAGUGUGGCCUCCCAAGGCUUUGGGUUUUCCACUCCAAGUAAAACAGGUGGCUUCGGUGCUGCUCCAGUGUUCGGCAGCCCUCCUACUUUUGGGGGAUCCCCUGGGUUUGGAGGGGUACCAGCAUUCGGUUCAGCCCCAGCCUUUACAAGCCCUCUGGGCUCGACGGGAGGCAAAGUGUUCGGAGAGGGUACCGCGGCCGCCAGCGCGGGAGGAUUCGGGUUUGGGAGCAGCAGCAACACCACGUCCUUCGGCACCCUCGCCAGUCAGAACGCCCCGACUUUCGGAUCGCUGUCCCAACAGCCGUCUGCGUUCGGGACCCAGAGCGGGGGAUUCUCUGCCUUCGGAUCAGGCAGCGGAGGAUUUAGCUUUGGAUCAUCUAGCUCGUCUGUCCAGGGCUUUGGUGGCUGGAGAAGCUGAAUGGGUGUCGGUGUUCCUUUCUGUUCCUGUGACCAGCUGCGUUCUCAGCUCCCCUUCACUGAGAAACCCGGGAGCAGUCCUUUGAACUGGACAUUCUCAUUGAAAUACACACCCCGAAAGAAACAGCAGAAACCAAACUCCAGAAAUGCUUGAUUGCUUGUUUUGUUUUAUAUUUUGUGUUGGUUGUUCCCCCCCGACCCCUGCUAUUAAACUGUUUGGCCUGUUUCCAUACAGAAUGUAUGUGGGCUUUUUCAGGUCACAGCCAAGGAGAGAGGUUUCCUCAUUUCUGUGGCUCUGAGAAACCUGCACAGCCUGCCAUCAGCCAGCAGCAUGUGUCUUCAAAGACGGCUGCCAAAAGGGUCCAGCAUAGGAUACAGAUAGGCAGGCGCUUCUCCCAGACAGUCUCCCCUGGUCUCCUCGGACUGGGGCCCUCCCCAGGGGGAAGAGGUUGAGUGCUGGCCAGCACCUUUUUGAGGCCAUAACUCGGUGUCUUUUCUUCACGUCCUUUUUGCUGUUGAGUAUGAGGCCCCUCAAGGUGCCAACUUCGUGAUUGAGUAGAGGGAAAGAAACUCACUUAUGCAGGCAUUAGCUGAGUUUCAGGAGAGGUAUUAACACCUCAGAGUACAGGUAGCUGUGAGGCAGGCAUGGAAAGCAUGCCAGGGGGUGCUGAUGACAGGGGUGCUGCCCUUGGAACACCUCUGCUCAUUCUCUCAGUUUGGCUCUUGGGCACUGUGUGUCCAACGGCUAAUUUCUUAUACUCUGGCAGCAAGGUGGGCAGUUGAUUGAGAAACACCUUUUAUCUCCAGUAGGUGACGGUGACAUGGGUGACCACUCCUGGCCCCUGUCUAUGAACCGCAGUGCACAUAACCCUUGGGUAGACCCAGGAGUUGAGAAGAUGUUGCUACUGCCCGAUGCCACCAGGCAAGUGUUUGCUAGGGUGGCCUAGAGAUCGUGACUUUGGUCUCAUUAAAGUGCUUGUAAUGCAGUGUUCUUCAGGUCUCGGCAUAUUUUAGUUCUUAGGCCUGUGAUGUCCUUGCCAGUUGCUGACAAACAAGGACUGCCUUGCACCAAAGCGUAGGCGUAAGAAUUUGUUAUCUUUCAGGCUCAGAAUAGGACAGCGCUUUGGCUUGGGUCAUUAGCAGGGGAGGGUUGGAAAGGGACAGUUAUUUAGAUUUUUAUACAUUGGAAAGUUGUAUUUUGAAAGGUGUUAAUAAAAGUUUUCCAUGUGGUUGAA